This is a messenger RNA of Eutrema salsugineum, 1216 nucleotides long. RefSeq lists its product as uncharacterized. The coding region runs from base 84 to 1130 and encodes 348 amino acids. The record is from RefSeq and is a predicted model, not a curated record. Lineage: Eukaryota; Viridiplantae; Streptophyta; Magnoliopsida; Brassicales; Brassicaceae. The transcript has 8 exons.
ACAGUAAACGACAAAAGAAGUUCGGUGAGGAUAGUUCUUGUCUUCUUGAGAGCUCUCUCCGGAGAAGCUCGACCUUCACGCGAAUGGCUUCGUCUUCUCUUGUCUCAUUGCCAUGCCUUUCCUCACUGAAAAUGACAUUCAAGCCCAUGGCAGUUAACAGCAAUUCUUCUAGAACGUCGGUUCCGUACGAGCUGAAGAAGGGCCAAAACCGUCUUUUCCACAAGCUUCCUUCUGGUCUGAAAAUGGAGGUAAUCGAGCAAAGGAAAGAUGAAGACGAAAGACAAAGAAAUAGCGAAAAAGAUAAUCCACCAUUGGUGUUUGUACAUGGAAGCUACCACGCAGCUUGGUGUUGGGCUGAACAUUGGUUACCUUUCUUCUCUUCUUCUGGAUUUGAUUCUUAUGCUAUUAGCUUAUUAGGUCAGGGUGAAAGUGAUGAACCUUUGGGAACAGUUGCUGGAACUCUUCAGACGCACGCAAGUGAUAUCGUGGAUUUCAUCGAAUCGAAUCUAAGCUCUUCGCCUCCUGUUCUUAUCGGUCAUUCUUUUGGAGGGCUAGUUGUUCAAUAUUACUUGGCAAAUGUCAUAAACAAACAGUCUUUAGGAACCACAAAUGCAUUUCCAGAACUUUCAGGAGCUGUACUGGUUUGCUCGGUUCCACCUUCGGGUAAUAGCGGGUUAGUGUUACGUUAUCUCUUCUCUAAACCAGUAGCAGCUUUUAAGGUCACUCUCAGUUUAGCUGCUAAGCGUUUUCAGACAUCUAUUCCUCUUUGCCGGGAAACAUUCUUCUCUUCAGCCAUGGAUGAUCAACUUGUGAAGCGUUACCAAGAUUUAAUGAGAGAAAGUUCUCGAAUGCCACUGUUUGAUCUGAGGAAGCUAAACGCAUCACUUCCAGUAUCAAAACCAAUGGAAAAUUCUACAAAAGUUCUUGUUUUAGGUGCCAAAGAUGAUUUCAUAGUGGACGAUGAAGGUCUGAAGGAAACCGGGCGGUUUUAUGAUGUUGAACCGGUUUGUAUUGAAGGUGUUGCUCAUGACAUGAUGCUAGAUUGUUCAUGGGAAAAAGGUGCAGAAGCUCUUUUGUAUUGGCUUUGUGGUUUGUCUAAAACCGGGAAAUUUAUCUGCUUAAUAGACUAGAGUUUUGUAGCAUAGACUCACUAAAAUCAAAUAUAAACCAAACUUUAGCCGAACAUUUGACAAUAAUCACUCCUUCAUUUAAUUCC